Aphanomyces astaci is the source of this 1869-nucleotide messenger RNA. RefSeq lists its product as hypothetical. The record is from RefSeq and is a predicted model, not a curated record. Gene Ontology annotation, biological process: proteolysis. Gene Ontology annotation, molecular function: serine-type carboxypeptidase activity. The transcript has a single exon. NCBI's taxonomy places the organism in Eukaryota, Oomycota, Saprolegniomycetes, Saprolegniales, Verrucalvaceae. The coding region runs from base 34 to 1710 and encodes 558 amino acids.
CCGAGGGGACUCGACUGGCUGCACUUGCUUCGAAUGAUGCGUCGAAGUCGUCAGUUCUUCAGCUGUUGCCACCCACCCAACACAAAAUGUGUUGCCAUUGUCAAGAGGAUGAGGGCCUCACUUUUGAACUCGCCAUACAUGCCGUCGUUCUUGUGGGCUGCGCUGGCCGCGCUAAUCGUCGCCGCUGACCCCGUGGCUGGGUACGUGGCCGAGCACAAGAUCACGUCGCUGCCCAACUACAACGACGACAAACCCAUCAACUUUGACCAGUACGCCGGCCACUUGGCGCUGCCGUCCACGGGCCAGCGCAUGUUUUACUGGCUCGUCGAAGCAGAAACCAACCCCGACACCGCUCCCAUCGCGCUCUGGCUCAACGGCGGGCCCGGCUGCUCGUCGCUCGUGGGAUUCUUUACCGAAAACGGCCCUUUCGUCGUUGCGUCCGACUUGUCCGUCAAGCGAAAUCCGUACGCAUGGAAUCGGCACAUGAACAUGGUGUACCUGGACUCGCCCGCCGGCGUCGGCUUCAGCAAGCCGCUGCUGAACGCGUCCGACUACAACAACGACGUAACGACCGCGCGGAUCUUUGAGUUCCUCGGAGUGUUCUUCGAUGCGUACCCGACGUACCAGAAGCGGCCGUUCUACGUCACGGGCGAGAGCUACAAUGGCAUGUACAUCCCGUACUUGGUGCAUCAGAUGGUGGCAAAGCCCAAGCCUACGAUCAACCUGGCAGGGUUUGCUAUUGGCAACGCCUACACUGACACCCAUAUCGACGGCAAGGCGUACUACGACUGGAUCUAUAGCCACGCACUCAUCUCUUUGGACACGUACACUGCAUUGAAAACCCAUUGCCAUGACGACAUCAGCGAAUGCUCUGACGGCACGAAGCAGUGCUCCCCAGAAUGUCACGCCGCGCUGCAUGAGUCCAGGGUUUCUUCCGACAUUGGCCACUUGAAUGAGUACUACAUCUACGGUGACGUGUGCUUGCUCAACUCGACCAAGCAAACCCAAUCCUUUACCUACCACCGCGUCCGCCCCAGCGUCCGCGGCAACAUUGGGCCGUGCGCCGACGUCUUCACGCAGGCGUACCUUCGCCUACCCCAAGUCCAGCAAGCCGUGCAUGUGACCGACGGCCUCGUAGCAUGGAUCGAAUGCAACGACGACGUGUCCCGCGUGUUCACGGGGUCGGCGUCGGCGCUCGACAAGUACCCGCUGAUCCUGUCCAAGGGACUCAAGGUGCUCAUCUACAGCGGGGACGCCGACUCCAACACUAACUUUAUCGGGUCCGAGCGGUGGCUCACGUCCGAGGGGCUGCAGUUGCCAGUUGUAUCCAAGUGGAAGUCGUGGUUUGGCCCUGACAAACAGCUCGCGGGGUACACACAGGGGUACCAGGGUCUGAACUACUCGACGGUCAAGGGUGCGGGGCACAUGGUGCCGGCUACUCGACCCCUGCACGGGUUGUACUUGAUCGAGUGUUUUAUCCACGGCCAAGACGUGUGUGACAAGGAGCUGCAGUACCCCGUAGACCGACUCGAGUACGUAAGUGGGCUCGUGACCAGCGUCGAGAGCCAGCAUGUGACACCGGCCGAGUGGCUGGCACUGGUGCUGCCGCUCGUGGUGGCGGUGGGUGCUGUGACGUGGUAUGCGUGGUGGAAGCGCGUGCUGGUGUUGGGCAAGAAAACGCUACCUUCGACCAAAGGCAGCAUUAACUAAGGCAUUAAGUACACUAUCAUCAGGUACUGUAGGUGGUUGGUAAUUGACAGUGAAUGGCUGGCUGGCUGCAUCGACAGUACUUUGCGAUUCUGCUCAAACAUACUCUGGAGUACUAGUAUUCGUGAGAGCUAUUGGCCAAAGUUACAAGUAUUCGUGAGA